Anneissia japonica is the source of this 5050-nucleotide messenger RNA. Its product is annotated as leucine-rich repeat protein SHOC-2-like. The coding region runs from base 546 to 2195 and encodes 549 amino acids. NCBI's taxonomy places the organism in Eukaryota, Metazoa, Echinodermata, Crinoidea, Comatulida, Comatulidae. The record is from RefSeq and is a predicted model, not a curated record. Gene Ontology annotation, molecular function: protein binding. The transcript is spliced from 17 exons.
GUCCGUAAUCAUUGAUAUCUACAGUUGCAUGCUGAGCUAUAGCUAAUGUUGCAUUUUUCGUCAGAAUCUACUUUUGAGGCAAAACUCUUGUUGCUCAAUCAUCAGAAUUCGAUUUGUUCUCGCACUGUCCAGUCGUCGUUGCUCUAAUACACGACGAGAUGCUGUAUGCACUAAUCUCAAGCAAAGAUCGUACCGAGUGUGAAACUAGAGGAUGAGAUGCAUACAUUGAUGAAGUAUUGAGCAAGACAUAUAUUUAGCCUGCCAGCCAAACAUUCUUUCAUUGGAGUGAUUAUAGCAAGAAAUUUAAUACUAGUCUUUAUAUUAUUGCUCUUAAAGACAAUAAGGGUUUGGCAAAGCUUUACUGAAAAUGGCUUAUUAAAUCAUCUGAUACAGGAGUGAAGAAAAAUCUGGUGAUAAAAAGAGGGUGGCAAAGGAAAAAGCAUCUUUACAGAAAUCGAAGUUGAGUCAUAAACACAACCGAGGAAGUUUUUUCCCAUCUGGAUUUUCAUUUUGUUUAAUAACAAAGUUAAUAAAAAAAAGCAAACAUGAGUACCCUUGACCAAGACCUAAAAGCAAUGAGUAAACUGACAACUGCAGAAAUCCCUAAAAAGGAUGUUGUAACUAUUAUAAUGUCGGAUGGAACUGUAAAGCCUACCAAAAUUCCAAAAAAGAAGGCACCAGAACAGAGCAAAAGUGAAUCGCUGAAGUGUAAGGAGGCCUUUCAGCUGUGUAAGGAACGUGAUGAUAAAAGGUUGGACCUUAGCAAAGCCGGUCUUACUUCACUUCCUGUUUCUGUAAAAGAGCUGACACAGUUGACAGAGCUUUAUCUCUAUGGAAACAAAUUGCCCAAUCUUCCUGCAGAGGUUGGCAACCUUUGCAACCUCAAGAUCUUGGCUCUUAACGAAAACUGGAUGACAUCCUUGCCACAGUCACUCUACAAGCUUGGCAGCCUGGAGGUCCUCGACUUAAGACACAACAAGCUGAAAGAAAUUCCAGCGGUGGUAUAUCAAUUGACAUCUCUUACAAAUCUGUACCUACGUUUUAAUCGUAUUACUGUGUUAGAAGAAGAAAUCAGUAAUUUAAGGAGGUUGACAAUUCUCAACUUAAGAGAUAAUAAGAUUCGUGAAUUGCCAAAGGGCAUAGGUCAGUUAGUUCAUCUCACAAACUUUGACCUGUCACACAACCAAGUUGAGCAUUUACCAGAUGAAAUUGGCAACUGUGUCCAGUUAACAUCAUUAGAUUUCCAGCAUAAUGAAUUGCUGGACAUACCAGACAGCCUAGGCAACCUCAAGUCUCUUAGCAGACUUGGCUUAAGGUACAAUCGUCUAACAGGAAUCCCAAGGUCACUGAGCAAAUGUUCUGAACUAGAUGAAUUCAACAUUGAAAACAACAACGUUUCAUCACUUCCGGAGGACUUACUUUCUAGUCUGGGUCGAAUGAGUUCCGUGUGCUUAGCUCGAAACAACUUCUGCUCCUACCCGGUAGGAGGCCCUGCUCAAUUUGCAACCGCCAAUUCUGUUAACAUGGAACAUAAUCAGAUAAACAAGAUUCCAUACAAGAUCUUUAGUAAGGCAAAGAACUUGACAAAACUCAAUAUGAAAGAUAAUCAACUAACAGCUCUACCCCUAGAUAUUGACAGUUGGGUGACAAUGGUAGAGUUGAAUUUGGGAACCAAUCAAAUAAGUUUGAUCCCGGACGAUGUUGACAAACUUCAAUCCUUAGAAGUGCUCAUCCUUAGUAACAAUUUACUAAAGAGAUUGCCUCGAACAAUUGGAAAGUUAUCAAAGUUGACUGUUCUUGACCUGGAAGAGAAUAAAUUGGAAUAUCUACCUGCCGAAAUAUCUUAUCUGAAGGAAUUAAAGAGAUUGGUGGUCCAGUCAAACAGGCUGACUUCUCUACCACCAGCAAUAGGAAACUUGUCAAGUCUGCAAUAUCUUGGUGUUGGCGAAAAUAACUUGUCAGCUUUGCCAGAGGAGAUAGGAUCCUUAUCAACGCUUGAAGAAUUGUAUCUUAAUGAUAAUCCUAAUUUGCAUAACUUGCCGUAUGAACUCGCACUGUGUAUGGCACUUCAGAUCAUGAGUAUUGAGAAUUGCCCUUUGACACAGAUACCUGGCGAUAUUGUUGCAGGAGGGCCUUCACUGGUUAUUCAGUUUCUCCGAUUGCAUGGACCGUACAAGCAAAUGGGGAGUGUAUAGAGAUCUGACAACUGUGUUUAGAUAUCAUGGAAUGGUGCUGUAAUAUGUAGAUAGAAGUAUUGUCUACACACAGACCUAUAUCUAUGUGCAAUCUGCCCAGCUUGCUACUCAAGUGGUUGUACUUAAAAAAUACACACAUAAAUAAAGAUAGAACAAAAUAGUUGGUUAUAUAUAAUACACACUAAGGUCCAAAUCUAUGUUUCUGAUUGAUUUGAUUCCCAAAAUAAGCAUUAGUGUGUGAGCAUGUUUGUCUAUCUCUGUGGUACGUGUACCCUUUUCCCAAAUUUACAGAUGGUUUUCCGCUACCUGUUGUUUAAUUGACACCUCCACCAAUAGUGACCUCACAGUUCACACCACAAGGGUGAACAAAUUUAAUAUACCACCGAUGAGGUACAGUAAUACAGUAACAGAUUUGUUGUACUCCCAUUGUUGGAAACCACAUUAAACCUCUAGGUCCAAUUCACCUAGGCUAAGUCCAUCAGAUAUUCACUAACUUGGUAAUAGGUAAACAUUGAUGAACAGGUCUAUACUGGUGGAACCACUAAGCUCGGUACGUGUUAUGCAUGAAGUAAGCAUUUUAGCUAGCAUUUUACCCUGUAUUACCAGGUUCAUUUUGGGCAAGUUUCCCAGUAUUUGCUAACCUAGUAUUGCAUUAGUGUUCAAAUAAUUUCAUCUGGUUUCUAAAUGUGUAUACUAAGUUAGAUUCUUCAGAUCGAGGCUGUUGCAACUUGGUGAAAAUUUUGUUUACAUCUAACACAGUGGACUAGACUUAACAUAGUUUCAAACCACAGUUUCUGUCCAGUUACCCUGGAUACCCUCUGGAAUUGUUCUAUUUGGUGAUAUCUUUAAUAUACCAUUGCGAUUCAAGUCUCUGCAAAUUAUAAACAUAUCUUCAAAGUUUUUUUAUCCGUUAAAAGAACAUUGUUGUCUGAAUUAAAUACUUAUUCCUCAAUAUUUUAUGUUCUUGUAGAAAUGCCAUUGUAAAUUUGCUCCUCUGUUGUGGCAUUCCAUUGGACAUUUUAUUGUGUCAUACCGUAUGAAAUUAUUAAUGUCAUUGUUGAUAGAAUGCAGCCAUAUAACCUGAUUUUAAGUAUGCAAUACUCAUUGGGAAAGUAGAACCAAAUGUCUUGAUAUUUACAUAGUAACCUUAACCACCAGGAUAAGUAAUGAAACAAUUAAAAGAGAAUGUAAAAUUUCUAUUAAAAAGUAUCCAAAUUUAAUUUGAACCAUACUUAGAAGAAAACAGAGGACGCUAUAACACAUUAACUUAAUUCAAUAGAUUCCAUCGUAAACUUCCUUUGUCUAAUGUUUACUUGUGCUGUAAUUUCAGUUUGAUGGAUUGGUUGAAAGUUUAAAUUAUAUGGUGCUUAAAUGCCUUCUUAUUUCUUUACUUUCUUCUCAUAGAAGAAAGUAUUGCUUUUGACACCAGUCACAUGUAUAUAUUGUGUUUGUUUCUUUUCAUGUAUCUUUUAGUUUUUGCAACAGGAAUGUUUUUUUCUUUAUUUUUAUGCAAAAGAGAUUGCUCUGUGGCCCUCCUUAGAGGGAGCAACAAACCUUUUAUUUCCUUUGAUAUUCUGGAAUAUAAAUUAAUAGGCAUACUAUAGCACUAUUUGGAUUAGACAAAGCUAAAACUAACAACGUAUCUUUUUUCUUUGAAAUUCCUGUUUUAAUGCUUUGCAAGUUCAUCAAUUCUUUGCAUAUGCAUUUAUAAUUUGCAUAUACAUUGAUGCUUUGCUAGUUAGAUCAGUGCUCUCCAAAUGUGUCAAUGCUUUGCAAGUUCAUCAAUGCUUUGCAUAUGCAUUUAUAAUUUGCAUAUACAUUGAUGCUUUGCUAGUUAGAUCAGUGCUCUCCAAAUGUGUCAAUGCUUUGCAAGUUCAUCAAUGCUUUGCAAGUGCAUCAAUGUUUUGCAUAUGCAUUUCAUGAUUUGCAUGUGCAUGGAUGCUUUGCUAGUGCAUCAGUGUUCCUCAAAUAUAUUAAUGUUUUGCAAGCUCAUCAAUGCUUUGCAUAUACUGUGAUACUUUGUUAGUGCACCAGUGCUCUUCAAAUGUAUCAAUAUUUCACAAGCUCAUUGGUACUCUGCAUAUGCUAGUGCCUUGAUUCUCUGAAAAUGCAUUAAUACCUCAAAAUACUACUCAUCAAUGCUUUGCAUAUGCAUUUAUAAUUUACUAGUGCACCAAUGUUUGUUGCUUGACAAUACUUUGCAAGUUCAUUGGUGCUUGGAAAAUUCAUCAACGCUCCAUUUCUGCAAUUAUGGUUUUUCUUUGUGCAUCAGUGUUUUGCAUGUACAGUCACUCGGCACAAGUACAUUGCUGUCCUAUUUCUUUUAUAUUAAUGUAUUCAUCUAUGAUCACUAUAUGCCAUAAAAUUGUAUUAUAUUAUUUACCAGGAUUAAGGAAAUGUUUACCAACUUCAAUAAUUUGUUAUUCAUAUGUCUUUAGUAUUUGUAUUUUGGAUUGAAAUCUGAGGAUUACCUAGCUUAAGAUCGGCGGCAUAGUUCUCGUCAAAUUACUCAUUCUGCUGAAUUGGAAACAAUUGUGUUUGCACAGUAUGUUUAAGCAAUGUAUACUUAAAAUUGUUAGAUUAAUUUGGCUUCGAUUCAGAAUUUAGUAUAUACUUUUAUGGGUAUUGUAGUAUUUUGAAGCAAGAUGUAUUUCUGAGUUUAUAAGAAGUGGACAUACUAUGGUGAAUUAAUAACAAUCAAAAGAUGAUGAACAGUCCUCAAUUCAGGUCCAUUUAUUAUUAAUGGACCUGAAUUGACUGUCAAUCAAACUCAACAACUGACCAAUCACAACAUGGCCAGAAACAUGCGCUUGUCCGACAAGCAUACAUGUUGUCCUACAAACGCGCAUGUUCGC